Molecule: messenger RNA, 1155 nt
Organism: Sungouiella intermedia
Lineage: Eukaryota; Fungi; Ascomycota; Pichiomycetes; Serinales; Metschnikowiaceae
Source: the annotation of a GenBank genome assembly
AUGUCGGAAGCACCAUUGACUGAUCUCACCAAGAUCGCCGUGCCUACCCUCCCCAACUUGUCGCCUCAGAUGCCCAAGCAAAAUGGCUUGUGGUCAUCCAACCCGGUGUUCUCCUACUUGAAUGAUGUCUACAUUAACAUCUCCGAGCACAGAAAGUCUUUGGGUUUGACUAACCCAGGUACCCUCGAAAACAUCUCCAAGGAGGUCAACAGAGACGUGUUCUUGAACCAAUACUUCUUCACUGGUUUGCGUGCCGACUUGAACAAGGCGUUCUCCUUGAACCCUGCAUUCCAGACCUCUCACACCUUGUCCGUUGGCUCCAACGCCUUGCCUCCAUACGCCUUCAGUGCCUUGUAUGCCAAGGAGGACUUUUUCGUUCAAGGUAACGUCGACAACGAGUUGUCUUUCAGCGGUAAGAUUAACUACGGUUGGGACCAGCACAAUAUCCUGAAGGUUACUUUGCAGAUUGCUCAUGGCCAGCCUGUCAUGUGUCAGUUGGAGCAGGAUUACCAGGCCAACGACUUCUCCGUCAACUUCAAGACUUUGAACCCUUCCUACUUGGACGGUGCCUUCACCGGUGUGGCCGUGGCCUCGUUGUUGCAGUCCUUGUCUAGUAACUUUGCUGUGGGUUUGGAGUCUAUGUAUUCCAGACAAGCUGUUUCUCUUCCUCCUGACAGUGCCGUCAACUACUUUGCUCGUUACAACGCUGGCAACUGGAUCGCCACUGCCACUUUGCAGGCGCAGGGUGCUUUGGUGGGUACUUUCUGGAGAAAGGUCACCGACAAGGUUGAGGCUGGUUUGGAGACCCAAUUGGCUGCUUCUGCUAAGCCAAUUGUUGACUCUAUGAUGGGCACUCCUAUUGGAUACGAGCCUGUUGUUGAGGGCCAGACUACCAUCGGUGCUAAGUACGAGUACCGCCAGUCUGUUUUCCGUGGUCAGUUGGACUCCAACGGAAAGGUUGGUGUUUUCAUGGAGAAGAGAGUGUUGCCAACCGUGUCCAUCUUGUUCUCGGGUGAGAUUGACCAAUCCAAGAACGCUUCCAAGUUGGGUGUGGGAUUGCAGUUUGAAUCUGCUGGUAAUGAACAGUUGAUGUUGAUGCAACAGGGUUUGGUGGACGCUAACGGUAACCCAGUGCCAGGUGCUCCUCAGUUGUAA